GUAUUCAAACAAGAUAAUCGUCAAUGCCAACGUUCAAAGUAGUAUCAGAUAGUAGACUGUUAACAUGUCGACAUCUUGUAGAGCUUUAUCGAUAUUAAACAAAUUAUUGACCAAAAACAAGGUUGUGCAAGGAAAACACCUACACGUGUACCGAAAACUAGCUGCCAAAGUGGCCUUCAAUCUAUCCGAUAUUGGGGAAGGCAUACGAGAAGUCGCGGUGAAGGAGUGGUACGUCAAAGCUGGCGAUAAAGUGUCCCAAUUCGACAACAUAUGCGAAGUUCAAAGUGAUAAAGCAUCCGUGACCAUAACGAGCAGGUAUGACGGAGUUGUUUCAAAGUUGCAUUACAAGGUGGACGAUAUCGCUUUAGUAGGAAAACCUCUAAUAGAUAUAGAAACGGAUUCUGAUAUCGUAGAGGGCGCUAAUGACGUGACAGAAACAGUAGAUAAGCCGAUAAUGGAAGAAACGAAAACGAGACAAGAUGAACAUGUCGAAGAGUCCCACAACGAAGCUUUUUGCAUACCCUCCGUCCGUCGGUUAGCAAAGGAACACAAACUAGAUCUAGCGAACAUAAAGGGAACGGGCAAACAAGGUCGAAUCCUGAAAGAAGACGUUCUAAAACAUAUCCAAGGACCAAAACCGACGAAAGUUCCUGUUACCGAUGAAGCCAGAAUAGAGCCCAUCAAAGGUUUCAAGAAAGCCAUGGUAAAAACUAUGACAGAAGCCAUGAAAAUCCCACACUUCGUGUACAGUGACGAAAUAAAGGUGACAGAACUGUCGAAAGUGCGAAGCAAUCUGAGGGAAUCACACGACACGAAGUUAUCGCUGGUGCCAUUUUUUGUGAAGGCGGUAUCCAACGCUUUACAACGUUAUCCGAUCAUAAAUGCUUCAGUGGACGAGCAUUGUGAAAACAUAAUCUACCACAAGUCCCACAAUAUCGGUAUAGCCAUGGAUACGGCCUUAGGAUUAGCAGUACCCGUGAUAAAAAACGUGGAAAAUUUAUCCAUAAUGGAGAUUUCCAGCGAGCUACAGAGGCUCAUUGAAAAUGGUAAAGACGGUAAUUUUUCUCCUAGCGAUUUAUCGGGAGGUACCUUUACCGUAUCCAAUGUCGGUUCAAUAGGAGGAACUUACACGAAGCCGCUGAUCCUCACCCCGCAAGUGGCCAUCAUAGCGGUUGGUGCAACCAAAAUAGUACCUGGAUUCGACUCAUCGAAGAACAUCAUCGCAGAAGAAAUUAUCAAUAUAAGUGGUUCGGCUGAUCAUCGGAUCAUAGAUGGCGCUACCAUGGCGCGAUUCGUGAAAGUGUUGAAGAAACAAUUGGAAAAUCCUUAUUUGUUGUUUUUGAAUAUGUGAUGAGUGGUAAAUUAUAUGUCUUCGAAUAUGUCCAAAAAAAUUUAUUAUUAUUAAAUUUUUUUACCGUUC
Messenger RNA from Leptinotarsa decemlineata (Colorado potato beetle), 1420 nucleotides. RefSeq names its product Dihydrolipoamide branched chain transacylase E2 (gene Dbct). The record is from RefSeq and is a predicted model, not a curated record. Gene Ontology annotation, cellular component: cytoplasm; mitochondrion. Lineage: Eukaryota; Metazoa; Arthropoda; Insecta; Coleoptera; Chrysomelidae. Gene Ontology annotation, molecular function: acetyltransferase activity; lipoic acid binding.